AGAUUUCUGAGAAUCAGACACAAACUCCGGUAUCGACGAACGAAGUAACUCAGACACUCAAACCCACUUCAAACUCACUUCAAAGUUUCUUUAAUUUAACCGAGAUAUUAGCUUAUAAGCUACCAUGGCUCCUGAUGCUUCUGCUGCUCUUGCAGCGAGGGAGAAAGUUCAACAAUUCCUGAAUGCAGCUUGUACCGGAAAUCUUGAUUUCCUUAAGAAGGUUGCUCAGCAGCUUGAUGAAGAAAAAGACAUAACAAAAACUGUUGACAGUAUCAAAGACGCAAACAAACGUGGGGCGCUUCAUUUCGCUGCGAGAGAAGGACAAACUGAAAUCUGCAGAUAUCUCUUGGAAGAGCUGAAACUCGACGCCGAUACAAAAGAUGAAGCUGGAGAUACUCCACUUGUUCAUGCUGCAAGGCAAGGACAGAUUGCAACGGCAAAGUAUCUUUUAGAUCAUGGAGCCGAUCCUAAUAUUGCAAGUGAACUAGGAGCCACAGCAUUGCAUCAUGCGGCUGGGACAGGGGAAAUCGAGUUGCUAAAGGAGUUGCUUUCUAGAGGUGUCCCUGUUGAUUCUCAAAGCGAGUCUGGCACGCCACUAAUCUGGGCUGCAGGCCACGACCAAAAAGAUGCUAUGGAAGUCUUGUUAGAACACAAUGCCAAUCCUAAUGCCGAGACCGAAGAUAAUAUCACACCAUUGUUAUCUGCAGUGGCAGCUGGUUCUCUAGCAUGCUUAGAGCUGUUGGUCAAGGCAGGUGCCAAAGCUAAUGUUUUUGCUGGUGGUGCGACUCCGUUGCACAUUGCCUCUGAUAUUGGAGAUCUCGAGUUAAUUAACUGUUUACUUAAAGCUGGGGCUGAUCCUAAUCAGAAAGACGAGGAAGGAAAUAGGCCAUUAGAAGUUGCAGCUGCAAGAGAGAACAGAAAGGUUGUUGAGAUGCUCUUCCCAUUGACAACAAAAUCCGAAUCUGUUUCAGAUUGGACAGUAGAUGGAAUUCUCGCUCACAUGAAAUCAAACAGAGAACUGGAACAAGAGGAAAACUCAAGCAAGGGAAAAUCUGGAGGGACUGGGAUCAAGAAAGAUCUUCCUGAGGUCUCCCCAGAAGCAAAGGCGAAAGCUGCAGAAGCAAAAGCAAGAGGACAAGACGCUUUCCACAGAAAGGAUUUCCAGUUGGCCAUUGACGCGUACACACAAGCAAUUGAUUUUGACCCGACGGAUCAUACCUUAUUCUCAAACCGAAGCCUCUGCUGGUUGCGGUUAGGACAAGCUGAGCAUGCCUUAUCCGAUGCUAAAGCCUGCCGAGAACUAAAACCCGAUUGGCCUAAAGGAUGUUUCAGAGAAGGUGCUGCUCUUCGUUUGCUACAGCGAUUUGAUGAGGCAGCCAAUGCCUUUUACGAGGGAGUAUUGCUUAGCCCUGAAAGCAAAGAGCUCGUUGAUGCUUUCAGAGAAGCCGUAGAUGCCGGAAGGAAGUUUCAUGGCAAGGACAAGAUUGAGGCCAAAUCAUAAUAAGAUCUUCGAGAGGUGGCUCUGUGUUAGUAUCUGUAUGAAGUUUUGAUCUGCUUCUUACCUUGGUUUCCCCUUAUGCAGUUUGCCUAUUUUUUACUUAAUGUACUAACAAUGUCAGAAAACAAAGUUGGAUUUGGUAAUGUCUGAUUUUAUUACAAUAUGAUUUUAUUAUGAAAGAUAAAACUGGA
This is a messenger RNA of Eutrema salsugineum, 1689 nucleotides long. RefSeq names its product tankyrase-2. The record is from RefSeq and is a predicted model, not a curated record. The transcript is spliced from 13 exons. Lineage: Eukaryota; Viridiplantae; Streptophyta; Magnoliopsida; Brassicales; Brassicaceae. Bases 125 to 1501 code for a protein of 458 amino acids. Gene Ontology annotation, molecular function: protein binding.